GCACGAUCCUCGGGACUAUCUAAGUGGUUCUGAAUCUGAUGAAGAAAUGCAGACAUGAGAGGGGUGCGGCUCAGGGUCUCUAGUGACGUAACGCAAGCACAAGCCAGCGAUGGACUAUAGCCGGACGGACGCCAUCCUGGGUUUCCCUGCAAAACUUUCACCUUAAUCGAAACCAGAUCCACAGAAUGCUGAGUUCCAUUGUCCCCUAUAGCUUGUUGAAGAUGCACUGGAACCCGGAGCACGCCCAGUCCCUGAGCCAGUGGCCUGAGCAGCAUUUGGACGUCUCCUCCACCACCUCCUCCCCCGCCCACAAGUCCGAGCUCUACCCGAGCCGUGGUCGCGGCUCGUACAGCUACGCCUGGGCCAACGACGACAUCUCCGCCCUCACCGCCUCCAACCUGCUCAAGCGCUAUGCUGAGAAGUACUCGGGCGUGCUGGACUCUCCAUACGAGCGCCCGGCCGUGGGCGCCUACCCUGAGCCGGGGGCAUUCGGGGCCCUCAGCGGCGGCCAGAAGAGCGAACUGGAACCCUGGCCCCUCACACACAGCACUGACGGGACGUACUCUUUAGUCCCACCUGACGGCCUGGCCGGGCCCAAGGUGGUGCCUUCGUCUUCGGGCCCCCCCGGUACGGGCACCGUGUCUGCGGCAAGCAGCAACCUGUCAGACUCGGCCUACAGCGGGAGCAGCUCUUGCAGUGGCCCCCACUCCAGUGACUACCCCCCCAGCUACAAUGGCACCUACCUCUCAUCGGGAUACUGCCCCCAAGCCAGCCCAGCACUUCCUCCUGCCCCCCUGCACACGCUGCAGUCCACCCCAACCCUUGUGCCCAGCUAUACGCCCUCUGCCCCCGUGUAUAACUACCCUCCCAGCACCUAUUCCCACCAGACCAGCCUCGCACCCACCUACGCCCACCCGACGGCACCGUACCUCCCGUCUGGCAUAGCUGCCCCUACUCCUAUCACCUCCAGGCCCACCGUGGUAGGGGGCAGCUAUGGUUACCAGAACAGUGGUCUGGGGGUAUCAGAACCGGGGAGUUCACUGAAGAGAAAGGCAUUUGAGAUGACCCUGGAAGAAGAAGAGAGCGAUGGCUCACGCUACAGGAAGUAUGGCUUUGACCCCCUGAAGCCAGGCGGAGAUUCGCCGUUCGGCGUCGCCGAGAAAGCAGAAUGCCGCGGUAACGGCUUCGCCCCCGCCGGCUCAGAUCCGCAGGCCUUCAAGCCCAGCAGACCUGCCUCUCAGUCGGGCCUAGGCGGCGACGAGGUGGGCAAAUACAGUGGCCUGAAGCCUCUGCUCUCGCCCCCGUAUGGUGCGGCAGGAGACUACAGCCCCCCGGCGGCCAUGGCGGGCGAAAAUGGGGCAACGGAGCACGGCUUCACGCAGCACCGCUCGCACAAGCGCUCGGAGGCGCCCAAGAGUGCCGACCCGCGCCUGCCGGAGGUGGUGAGCGGCGAACUGCAGGACUGCACCCCGGCCCUGCUGUGGGGCGACCUCGCCGGCCACGCCCACGUCAAGGCCGCCCUGGAGGAGGACGUGCUAUGGCCGGUGCUACGGCCUAGUCCAGGCGCCCGGCCGCCCCGCUCCAUCCUGCUGUUUGGCCCGCGGGGCGGCGGGAAGACCACGCUAGCCCGCUCUCUGGCGCACCAGCUGGGUGCCGGCUUCUACCGGCUCAGCAGCGCCGCCCUUGUGUCCAAGUGGAAGGGUGAAGCCGAACCCCUCCUAGCCACGCUGUUCUCCGUGGCGGCACGCCAGCCCGCCGUGGUGCUGCUCAGUGAGGUGGAGGCCAUCGAGGAGGAGGAGGGGCUCCGGCAGCAACUGCAGACCCAGCUGGAAAAGACCCAGCACGGGCAGGCCACUGGACCGCUGCUGGUGGUGUGCUCCACCCGCCGGCCGGAUCUACUCAAGGAGCCACUGCUGCGCUGCGUGGCCAAGCGCUACCACGUAGGUUUGCCGGACGGCGGGGCACGCAGACAGGUGGUCUUGCAGGCCCUGGCGCCGCAGGGCUGCACUCUGAGCGAGCGCGAGCUGGCUGCUGUGCUCCAGAGGGCCGAGGGCUUCUCUGUGUUGGAGCUGCUGCAGCUGUGCCAGCAGGCCAUGGCCUCGGCGUCUGUCUCCGCUCCUGGCCAGAUGCACUCCCUCUCUUCACCCGCAUUCAAAGACUUCGAGAACGCCUUCUGUAAGGUACGGCCACAUGGUGCCCCCAAAGACCCUGACACAUGCAUGGAGUGGAGUAAGAUGUACAGCCACUGAGACACAGACAGGUCAGCCAUUGGACUGGAACUGCACAGCUUGUCUUUGUGUCGAGGGGUGAAGCCUCACUGAGGU
Messenger RNA from Electrophorus electricus (electric eel), 2324 nucleotides. RefSeq names its product fidgetin like 2 (gene fignl2). Gene Ontology annotation, molecular function: ATP hydrolysis activity; microtubule severing ATPase activity; ATP binding. Lineage: Eukaryota; Metazoa; Chordata; Actinopteri; Gymnotiformes; Gymnotidae. The record is from RefSeq and is a predicted model, not a curated record.